Messenger RNA from Amborella trichopoda, 1695 nucleotides. Its product is annotated as cytochrome P450 CYP749A22. Gene Ontology annotation, molecular function: monooxygenase activity; oxidoreductase activity, acting on paired donors, with incorporation or reduction of molecular oxygen; iron ion binding. Lineage: Eukaryota; Viridiplantae; Streptophyta; Magnoliopsida; Amborellales; Amborellaceae. The record is from RefSeq and is a predicted model, not a curated record.
GUUGCAUAUUUCUAAGUUAUUAUGCUUAUUAUUAGUAUUAUUGUUGCUAUUGAAAUUGAUUGAAUUUGUGGUAAAAGUGUGGUGGGUUCCUCUUAAGAUAAGCAGAUUGAUGGAGAAGCAGGGAAUUAGAGGACCCCCAUACAAAUUUCUCCAUGGAAACAACAAGGAAGUGGAGCUGAUGAUGAGGGAAGCAAUUGCAAAACCAAUGGAUCUCUCUCAUGACACCUUUUCAAAAGUCCAGCCUUACAUAUACACUUGGACCAAAAUCUAUGGGGAUACUUUUUUGAGCUGGGUAGGCCCAAAACCUCAGCUAUUUAUCAGAGAGCCAGAGCUAAUAAAGGAGAUACUCAACAACAAGAGUUGGGACUACCGAAAACCAGACCGGAAUCCAAUAAUCGAAAAGCUAUUGGGAGAUGGGCUCGCAUCCACUAACAUACAGAAGAAAUGGGCUUUCCACCGUAAGAUGGCCAACAAGGCCUUUAAUGCCGAAUGCCUCAAGGAUAUGUUUUCAGAAAUGGUGAAGAGUACAGAGGAGAUGCUAGGAAGAUGGAGAGAAAGUGAUGGCCGGGAGAUUGAAAUUUCGAGUGAACUAAGGGUCUUGACACAAGAUAUAAUUUCAAGGACAGCAUUUGGUAGCAAUUAUUUAGAGGGCCAAGAAUUGUUCAACUUGUUUUCAAAGAUGGCAAUUCUAGUCUCUUCAAAUGUUCGAAAAAUCACAUUUCCUGGCAGUGGAUUUUUUCAAUCUAGAGAUGAAGUUGAAGCCAAAAUAUUGGACACAGAAAUAAUGAGAUUGAUGAUGAAAAUGAUUGAUUCAAGAAAAGAGAAAGCGAAUAAUGGAGAGUCAGUAGGGUAUGGUAAUGAUUUCUUUGGAAUGUUGUUAAAAUCUGGUCAUGAAAUUGAAGAUGAAGCCAAGCUAUCACUUCAAGACAUCUUGGAUGAAUGCAAGACCUUCUAUUUUGCUGGUCAUGAGACCACCUUUGGCCUUAUCAGUUGGAUAAUUAUUCUUUUGGCCAUGUACCCGGAGUGGCAAGAUAGGGCGAGGAAAGAGGUCACUGAAGUCUUCGGCUCAAGCAUACCGACCAUGGAUGGAAUCGGCCGCCUCAAAAUAGUGAACAUGAUCAUCAAUGAGACCUUGAGACUAUAUCCAUCUGUCACAGUCUUAAGUAGGCAACUGAAGAAAGAGGUAAGGUUAGGGAAACUUACCAUUCCAUCAGGAACUGAAGUGGUGGUACCAGCAUUAGCACUACAUUAUGACUCACAACAAUGGGGAAAGGAUGUUCAUCUCUUCAAACCCGAACGCUUUUCGCAAGGGAUUACGAAUGCAGCAAAGAGCCCAAUAGCUUUCUUACCAUUUGGCUUUGGCCCUCGCAUGUGUGUGGGCCUCAACUUCGCUAUUCUUGAGAGUAAAUUGGCUGUCUCUAUGAUACUCCAACGUUACAGCCUACUUUUGUCUCCAUCUUAUCACCAUGCUCCUGUAUUGAUGGUUACUACACGGCCGCAACAUGGAGCUCCUAUUAUCAUCAAUCCACUAUAAUCAGUCAUUGUGGGGAUGCUUUGUAGAACAUUAGAGUUUAAUUUUUUUUAUCAUUUUUGUGCUAAUGAGAAAAAUUUCAGAGUCUUCCUCAUUAGCACAAAUCAUUUGUGGGACUGGUUACGCUGGAUAUUUCAUGUGCUUGUGUAAGAUGAUAAGAUCCA